Molecule: messenger RNA, 957 nt
Organism: Sphenostylis stenocarpa
Lineage: Eukaryota; Viridiplantae; Streptophyta; Magnoliopsida; Fabales; Fabaceae
Source: the annotation of a GenBank genome assembly
AUGGAGGAAUUGAAAAUGGUAAACAUUGUGAGAGCAUACUGCUGGUUGUUGCAUUGGUUAAUGAGAGCGGUGGGUUUGAGACCCUACACGGUGGAGAUAGAGCCAGGGACGGUUAUAAGAUUCUGGGUGCCAUGCGACGCCGCUUCCAACCACAAACCGGUGGUGGUUCUCCUGCACGGCUUCUGCGGCGACGGAAUCAUCAACUGGCAGUGCCAGGUGGGAGCUUUGACGAGAGACUACGCGGUUUACGUGCCGGACCUUCUGUUCUUCGGCGGCUCCGUCACCGAUAAGGCGGAGCGGUCGCCGGAAUUUCAAGCGGAGUGUUUGGCAGCGGGGUUGGGGAAGCUCGGGGUGGAGAAAUGCGCUAUGGUUGGGUUCAGUUAUGGAGGGUUUGUGGCAUUGAAAAUGGCUGAGAUGUACGCUGAGAUGGUGGAGUGUGUGGUGCUGUCUGGCGCCGUUGUGGCUGUAACGGAGUCCAUAAUCUCGAGAGCAGUGGAAGGGAUUGGGUUUUCGUCGUGCUCGGAGAUGCUGUUGCCGACGUCCGUUGAGGGACUGAAGUUCCUUCUUUCCAUCGCUGCUCACAGAAACCUCUCCUUACCCAACCGUUUCUACGCCGACUUUUUACAGGCAAUGUACUCGAAUAGGAAGGAGCGAGCUGAGCUAUUGGAGGCCCUAGUCAUUUGUUACGAAGAGAUCAACAUCCCAAAAUUUCAGCAGCGAAUACAUAUUCUUUGGGGUGAGGAUGACAAAGUUUUUAAAGUAGAGUUUGCGCAGAAAAUGAAAGAGAAGAUGGGAAAUAACGUAACAUUUGAAGCGAUAAAGAAUGCGGGUCACUUGGUUCACCUGGAGAGACCCUGGGUCUAUAACAAGUGCCUCAAGCAAUUUCUUACUUGUGUUUUGCCAUUGCCAGAGGACAAGGAAACGAAUAUGGGAAUGCAGGGUAACGGCAAAGAUUGA